Molecule: messenger RNA, 5254 nt
Organism: Achroia grisella
Lineage: Eukaryota; Metazoa; Arthropoda; Insecta; Lepidoptera; Pyralidae
Exons: 4
Coding region: 213-1775 (520 amino acids)
Molecular function (GO): zinc ion binding; nucleic acid binding
Source: RefSeq, a predicted model, not a curated record
CUAGCAUUGCCUGUAGUUGCUUAACCAAUAUAUUUUACUUGAGAAAUACUGAUAAAAAACAUAAAAUCACUAAUGUUACAACUGAAUAUUAUUGGAUUACAACCACCAUAUUAUCACAAAAAACGUGUGUGCCAAACAUCAUAAACAACGGAGGCGCUACGGCUGCAGGGGACCGGUUGAUUCUUUACACAAAAUUUCAAUGUGUUCUGGAAAUGGUUUGCAAAGAGGACGUGGUAUCAUGGUUUAAAGAAUUGGAAAGCUAUAAACGCAUAGAUGCAAUGUGUACAUUAUUAAACAUGUGCUUACCAUUCGAAUUACGCUUCAUUGGGACGUAUCUAGAGGAGCUCGGAAAGCGGGACUUUCAGGAGUUGCGUGGUGCCGAACUAAGAGCUAACAACCCCACAGACCUGGCAGCAGACAUCGGAGGAGCUAACACAGACCCCAGGACGCGACGGAAAAUGGCCUUAUAUGUUUCAUUGUUAAGGUCGUGUAAUUUCGCCUGUGCAACUACUUUGUAUAAUGCUAUGGUCAGCUUGGAGCAGACUGGCCUUUUAAAGGGUUUAUAUGGUGAACUUUUGGAAGAAAUCCUAUUGUUGUACACUAUGGCAUUACAUCAUCCAGCUUUCACAUUUGAUCAAAAAUCUCAUUUUGGUGAAAUAUUAGAGAAAUUGAAACUCGAAGAUCAGAGGAUACAGUUCCAAGAGCAACCAGAACAUAUAAAUGUAGCACCUGUGAGUGUAUGCCAUACCCAAUCUAGUGUCACACCCAAUAUGUCUGUUCCACCACCUAAUUUGUCUAGCUUGGGGCCUCCUGGGAUCAUGUUUGUUAAAACACCUGGGGUGCAGCCCAGUACCGAUGCAGUGCCUGAACUCAACUCUCCCCCAGUGUUAACUAAUACAGGAGGUGUAAUGCCUAUACUAGGGGAGGUAACUCACCCUCCACCAGGGAUUCCCAUUCCUCAGUACAAUAUGGGUGAAUUUAUGGGACAACAUGCAUGGCCUGGAAACAUUAUUGUUCCACAACCAUUAGAGGUUUUAAAUUAUGCACCAAGUGCGGGCCCAGGUGGUGGCGGUGGCGCCCCAUCGUCGCCACUAGUGUCGUCGCCGGGCGACAGUCGCACCGCGUCGCCGCGAUCGCGUCGCCGCAUGUCGCGCGACCGCUCGCCGCCGCCGCCCGCGGUCAUGGCCGACCAACCUCUAGCUGUACACCUUGCUGUUAACUUUGAGAAUCUAGCUCUUGCCGAGCAGAUGGAAGGUGUCGAUCGAUUACAGAGACGGCACAAUAUCGGGGACGAGAGGCUACGCGAACUCAGCAUUGUGCAUCAGUACCGCUCGCUAGAGAAACUAAAUGGCGUUCGGAAACGAACCGGCGCGUACUACCCGGGCACGCGGUCGUCGUCCGACAGCGGCUCCAGCGCAGCGUCAUCGCCGCCCGGCACACCGGCGCCGUCGCAGCGUCGCACGACGCCGUCUGCGCCGCCUCACUUGCCGUUCGUACCGUACCCCCGACAUUAUGCCUACCCUGCCCCGCCGCCUGCCUUCCGCCCGCCGCCGCCGCCUUUCGCAAACGGCGAGCCUCCACCGUUCGCCGCGCCGACUCCGUACCCGGGCUUCGUGCCCGUGCUGUAUGCGCCGCCGAAGGUGUCGUGCUGGAAUUGCGGCGCGGCGGGCCACGCCGGUCACGAAUGUAAGGAGCCGAGCAUGGAGGAGAUGACGCGCGCCGGCGGCUACCAGCUAGACUUCGGCGGCGCGCCGCCCGAACCGGCCGAGAAGUAGGGCCCGGCGGUCCGCUGCGCCGUGUCGCCGCCGGCCGGGCGGCCGCAGGCGCUAGUGGUCCCGCUUCGACCCUAAAUCGCCGCCGGACCGGGAGAUGACCCUUCCGGGAUCCCGUAGAGGUGAGGCGUUCCUUUGUACGAGACUCUGUGACGUCCUCGUGCGAUCUGUCCAUUAGUACCAAAGUGUCGGCUCUAAACAUGUAAAUAUUGACCUGAGUCAGCCCGUACGCAUGAGAUUGGUACCCGCGAUGUAGAACUUCGUAAAUCGGAUAUUCCAUAGGCAAUUUAUAUUAUGCUUAUUGGGGUAACAUAGAGAGCAGUGAAUGUUGAUCUAUUUAUGUUUAAGAAUAAUUGCACUUUCAGUCUUUUGAUUACAUUACAAUUUUCACUUGAACUUAUAUUGAGUAUUGUGUUUAAAAAUUGAACAUUUAAGAUUAGGCACUCAAAAUAAAUAAAAAUGCAUUUUGACAAAUAAAUUGUAUGUAAGACGAUGACAAUGACUGAAUGUUGUAUAAAGUUUAAUUAGUACCACAUGAUUAUAGAGUAUUUUUUUUUUCUAUUGUUCUAUCAUGUUUAGGCGCACACAGUAGCCUUUUAGAUUGAACUCCAGAAAUUGAAAGUGCAAUAAUCUUUUGAAUGACCAAUGCGGCUGCUAGCUGUUUUGUAGAAUUUGGAGGGAAUUCCAUUUUUUUUGACAAUGACGGCAGCAGGUGUUAGUUAAUAAUAGAUAGAUAUUCAAAUAAUAGAGUAUCAAAAAUGUUAUAUAAAACUCGCAUUUAGCACAGGCAAACUACAGAAAUGCAAAAACAAAGUUUACAUACCUGUAUAACAUUUCAUUGUUAAUGUAGCUUUGUGAAAGCAAACAUAUUUGUCAAAAUUUUAAAGCAGCAUUUUUGUAGCAUCCAAGUACAAACUAUAAAUAAUUUGUAGACAUAUAUAAAAAGUGUGACAAUGAUUUGAUGUAUAAAUUACUUUUUGCCAGUUUUUAAGAAUUUAAUUAAAAUGUGUAUUGGGUUUACAUUAUUAGUGAGUGUGCCAUAAUGGAUAAAUAAUACAUUGAUGUAAAUUAUUGUAAUAAUAAAUCAAUGUAGUUAAAGAUAUAGAUAACCAGUGAUUUCUAUUUGGUAUGAUGUUAUACCUUAAUAUUUCCCUAAUAAAUUUAACUAGAGGAUCCAAUAUUAAUCAGUAUUUAUACUAUACCUAGCAUCAAUCUCGUUUAAUAAAUUCUUAGUACAGUCCAUUAGUACAAGUUAAAUAUAAUUAAUUAGAAGUCUGUGCGUGAUAAGAUUAGUGACAUUUAAAUAACAUUAUAGUGAUCUUACGUUAAAAAUUGAAAUCAUAAUAAUGUAACCUUAUGAUUAGUAUAAAAUGUUUGUUAUAUUACAUAGAAAUACAAAUAUUUUCAAAGUAUCUGCUGCUGUAUAAUUCGGUCGGGUGUUUGAUUUUCAUUGAAAUGAUUCAUUGCUACUUUUUUGAGGCAAUAAAGAUGAUAGGGAUACUCAUGGAAUUCCCUAAAAUUCUCUUAUACCAAUUCGUUUUUAUGUGUAUCUCAAUAAAAAAUGCCUUGAAAGCAAUGUAACUUCUAAACUUUUUGACAUACUAUUAAAGUGUCAACAUGACGAAUUUUAUAGACAAAUCUAAUAUUAUUUCCUUUGACCAAGACUGAUUUCUAAAUAUAGCUUAUGAAUUGGCUCCAGGAAUUUGUACCCCUCUGUAAUACCGGUUCUCACUGGAGCGUGAACAGAUAGGACUGUUUCUUCAAUGGUUAUGAAGGGAUUUUAUUAUGAACUGUGACAAAAACAAAUAUAAAUGAUCGCAUACUUAUUUUGUAUGUGUACAGCGCGAAAUCGUAUAAUUUGAACAAGGGAUUAAAUUGAUCAAGCUCAUGAAGAUACAAUGCUCUUUAAAUUAAUGUUUAUAAUAGUCAUUGUAAAUAAUUACAAAUAUGUAAGAGAGUUGGCCACAUCAAUUCUGAUGUGUUCAUAUUUUGUAAAUAAUUCAGUUUAUAUAUUUAGCUAAUAUUUAGAGAUUGACUAUAUUUGUAAAUUACUUUGUAAUAACUCGAGUGUCCCUAUAGUAAUAAUAUUUGUUUCUCUAUGAUCACUGUCACAAAUCACAAUUUUGCAUUUUUCAAUGUCCCAUUUUUUUGAGAAAAGUUCAAAUUAGAAGGGUUGUAUAAAAUUGUUUUUGAAUAAUUAUAAAAAUAAGUUUUUUUAUCAUGUCAGAUGCGUCACGCGCAUAGGUGGGCGUCGGCUGUAGUCGCUGUGGCCGAGAUUGUAGUAUGCUGUUUUGUUUGUUAAUAUUUGUUGGUUUAGGUACAGAAUGCCUUACUGUCAAAAUGGCAUUUUAUUAUCUGUCCAUCAAAGACUUGUCGCCAUUUUUGAAAUGGGUGUUUUGUAUUGGAACCUAUUCGUUGAGUAGUAUUUACAGCUUCCCAUUGGAUAUGUAUUCUCUUUAUGAUAUAAAAUUAUUAUCAUAGAGACUCUGAGGACACCUUGUGUGAGAGUGUUUAUAUCUUUCUAUAAUUUUAUUGACAUACAUAAUAAUUCUAGAAUAUUAAUUAUUAAUUACAAUCGACAUAUCAAUUAAUGACACUUAGUUUAUCUUUUUUCAUGUUUUGAGAUGAAGAGAAUUCAUGUCCUUCACCGAAGCUCUAGAGAUUCCGUUAAAUACAAUCUUUAUGUAUGGGACUGUUGUAAGUUACGUGAAUAAUCAUCACUCCUUAUGAAGGUUGUAUGUCAUCUUAACGUAAUUAUUGUGUUAUUUAUAUCUUAACAAUUUUAUUACAUUUAAAGCAAGUUGAAGUUUAGAUUAAACAUAGAAUGAAUAACUUAAUUAUCGUAUCUACCUAUAAGUAUGUCUAACGUAGACCCGCUGUGGUAUCUACCGAUCCUUGUUAAGAGAACUAUAAUUGCAUUACAACUGCAUAUCAUUUUAAUAUUUUUAAUGGAGUGUGAUAUGAGGCGGAGUUCACUUACCAAACUACCAUAAUUGUGUGCGCAAUACUAGAUAAUAUAUUAGAUACUUGUACAUUUUUGCUAAAUGAAAAAAAUGUACCACCUGUAACGUAUAUGUACUCAGUGAAUACACGCUACUGAUUGUGAAAGUUAUGGUUGCAAAUUUAAAGCAGCUUUAUUUUUUACUAGCGGAAGUAUGGAAAUAUUUUUUUACUUUGUACAGAAUGUUAUGAAUGUGAUAAAUAAUUUUUUGACAUAAUUAGAAAUUGUGAUUUAGUAAGGUGUGUAGUUUAUUAUAAAAGUAUAAAAUGAAAACUCGCUUUACUAAAUAAAUUAUACUAUACUAUGGCUAUAUCUAUAAAAUUGUUUUCCCACGUUUUUAUAUUUGGGUACUUAUGUAUUCUAAGCUGUUGUACUACUAAUAACAUGAACAUUUCAGGAAAAUGAAUGUUUCGGCCCAGUAUUGUAAGACCUCUGUAUCCCACCAAUGCUGUGAAUCAUUUGCUUCCUGAGAAAUAAACAA